Dovyalis caffra is the source of this 408-nucleotide messenger RNA. NCBI's taxonomy places the organism in Eukaryota, Viridiplantae, Streptophyta, Magnoliopsida, Malpighiales, Salicaceae. The record is from the annotation of a GenBank genome assembly.
AUGAAGCACACCACCAAUUUCAGCUUCUCUGAUUUAUUCAAUAAUGACGAAAAAGAGGUAUCUAACAUCUUACUAGAACUCGAAGAACUUUUGCCAAAAAGAGAUAGUAAACGUGGGGGAUGUAGUACCUGUAUGCGUUUUCUUAUGCGCAAAGGACCCAAAAAAGUAAAUAUUAAUCGAAAAGAAAGAUCUAGCAUGGAGAAUGAAGAUGGUCCCCAGGAGCCACCUCCAAGUUUAGAACAAAGCGAGAGACUGGUGAAAAUCGGAGUUGAUAGUCCUGAGGCAACUGCUAUCCACAUGAACCUGAAGAGUAUUGAAGAAUUGCAGUGUAAAAUAGACCAGUUGACAGAGAGAAUUGUAAAAAUGCGAAAGCAAAUUGAUCAGUUGGUUGAGGAUAUAGCUGAUUAA